Osmerus eperlanus (European smelt) is the source of this 1604-nucleotide messenger RNA. RefSeq names its product purinergic receptor P2X, ligand-gated ion channel, 4b (gene p2rx4b). Gene Ontology annotation, molecular function: purinergic nucleotide receptor activity; extracellularly ATP-gated monoatomic cation channel activity. Gene Ontology annotation, cellular component: plasma membrane; nuclear inner membrane. Gene Ontology annotation, biological process: calcium ion transmembrane transport; response to ATP. The transcript is spliced from 12 exons. The record is from RefSeq and is a predicted model, not a curated record. NCBI's taxonomy places the organism in Eukaryota, Metazoa, Chordata, Actinopteri, Osmeriformes, Osmeridae. Bases 1 to 1197 code for a protein of 398 amino acids.
AUGACAAAGACUACUUGCUGCUGUCAAGACUGUCUCAGCUGUUUCUUUGAUUAUGAAACACCCAGAACAAUUAUUAUUAAGAGCAAAGGAGUAGGACUUCUCUUCAGAUUGAUAAAUUUUCUGAUCGUUGCUUACGUCUUCGGGUAUGUAUGUUACCUGCAGAAGGGCUACCAGGAGACAGACUCUGUAAUCAGCUCGGUCACCACUAAGGUCAGGGGAUAUGCUUUCACCAACUCCUCCGAUUUGGGACCCCAGAUUUGGGACGUGGCUGACUUUGUCAUCCCCCCUCAGGGGGAGAAUUCGUUUUUUGUUUUGACUAAUGCGAUUAUUACCCCAAGGCAAACUCAGUCAAGCUGUCCUGAGCUCCCGACCACAUCAACAAUUUGUAUAGAUGACUGUGACUGCACUGAGGGUUUCAGUGAUCCUCGUGGCAAUGGUAUCCAGACUGGCCUAUGUGUGAACUAUUCAGACACCAUCAAGACCUGUGAGGUGCAAUCUUGGUGUCCACUUGAAUUAGAUGUUAACAUACCUGAGCCAGCACUGCUGGGUACAGCAGAGAACUUUACAGUACUGAUCAAAAACAACGUGAUAUACCCCAAGUUCAACUUCAACGGAAGAAACAUCAUGUCUGACAUCAUCAACACUUCAUACCUGAAGCAAUGUGAAUUCAGUCGCAAGACAGAUCCUCACUGUCCCAUUUUCCGUCUUAAGACCAUGGUCUUAGAGGCCGAAGAAGACUUUCAGACCAUGGCUGUCAAGGGUGGCGUGCUUGGUAUUCUUAUCGACUGGACCUGUGACCUAGACUGGUGGGGGAAGCCUUGCCAACCUCAGUACACCUUCCGUAGGCUUGACGACAAAAACCCUACCAACAACGUUGCUCCUGGAUACAACUUCAGGUUUGCAAAAUACUUCAACAACAGUGAUGGUGAGGAAACAAGAACCUUGACCAAAGCCUAUGGAAUCCGUUUUGAUGUCAUCGUUUUUGGAAAUGCAGGUAAAUUCAGCAUUGUCCCAACCAUCGUGAAUUUGGGUGCAGCGCUGUCAUUCCUCUCUCUGACGGGUGCAGUUUGUGACUGGGUUCUGGUGACAUGUACAAAGAGAAGGCAUUAUUACCAAAAACACAAAACCACAGUCCUUGAGGACAGUGAUGACACUACUGAAUCUAUGUCUAUGGGAACCACUUACGGAACACACUAAAGCCUAAACAUACAUACUCCUUGUUUAAAUGUACACACAGCUGUGAUGUCAUUAGGCAGGUACAAUCCCUGCAUUUAAUAAACUAAAACAUCAGCACUGUUCUUUACUUAUUGUCUGAUAUCGCUUCCAGAGACAGUUUAGAGAAAAUCAUUUUAAUUUGUUUAAAAUUGCAAAAUCAAAUUCCUGCUCACAGAUACUACAAAGAACAAAUUCAGUAACACUUUAGCUUAAGUGUACAUUCACUAUUGCGACUACAUAGAAUGUAGUUACAUAGGAAUUAUGGUCAACAGUGACGACGAUGCAAUAACAAUUACAGCAGUUACCAUAAAUGCGAUAACAGUACUACAUUAGCGUCACUGUUCAUAUUUCAAUUCACGUACGUUUAAGGUAAAGUGUACACAGAAAAA